CUUUUUAGUGGAGACGAUGCUUAUGGAUGGCUGAUUAGGGUUGAGCGCUAUUUCAAACUCAACCAUGUGGCAGAAGAGGAUAAAGUAGAAAUAAUCUUGAUAGCCAUGGCCGGAAAAGCUCUGAACUGGUACCAAUGGUGGGAUGAACAGACUGAUGACCAUUCUUGGGUUAACUUCAAAGAUGCUUUGUUCCGGCGUUUUCAACCUGCCUUAGUGCAGAAUCCGUUUGGUCCUAUGCUCAGUAUUAGGCAAACUGGUUCUGUAAUGGAAUACCAGGAUCACUUUGAAAUGGUUGUAGCUCC
Messenger RNA from Cuscuta europaea, 302 nucleotides. The record is from the annotation of a GenBank genome assembly. Lineage: Eukaryota; Viridiplantae; Streptophyta; Magnoliopsida; Solanales; Convolvulaceae.